GUUUGUGUAUAUAGCAUAGAUGUUAUCUAAAAGUUCUACCAAGCUCUGGUCACAUCUCGGUGAUCGAUAAAACCGGGGGGAAAAAAGCAUCGAUGAUUCGUCGCAAUGUUAUCAGACUUUGUUUCCAUUCGUCGGUAAUUUCUAGAUCGUGCAGGGAGUUGAUCAGUGGUACUAAUCCUCUCUAAUCAGAUGUAAGAAAAUAAUAUCCCAUCAUCGCACCAGUAUACUAGCGUGUCUGGUUAGUGUUCUAGUGCGGUAUUUACAAUAACGCACAUAUACAAGACCAGGGAAGAGUCAAACUCUACUUAUAUCUCGAAACUGACAGAGAGCAAAGAUGUAUUUUUAGUCUGUCGACGAGCUGUCUAUACAGCCGGUGCCGUGCGACUAGCCGUAAAGCGGGUGACGGCAUGAAUGGCUCACUCCUGCUCAUGGUCGCGAGUAAGCAACAAGUAGCGUAAAGAUGCCGCGGCUCAUGACUGCUUGGUUUUUGGCGUGCGUUCUCUUUGUUUCCUUUUCUCUCGGGCUCUCCAUCAUAUGCCACGUAUGUGACCCGUUGAAGGAUACCGAAUGCUUACCGAACUCAAAAACCAUAGACUGCAAAAUGGACCAAGAACUUGGCCACGCAUUCGACUCGUGCUACACACUGCAACUCGUUUUCUCGGAUGCUAUGGGAAACUUUACGUACGAGGAGAAAAACUGUAGCAUCCGGGAUGGCUGCCAGGACCUGCGAAACAGCAUGUGUCAGAAUUUUAACGAGACGUCAAAAGGACUUGUGAAGAGCUGCAAAAUAGACUGCUGCACAGGGGACUUUUGUAAUGGCGGAAAGCCUGAUUUUUCUAAGAAUUACGGGAAGACUACUCGUUACCCCGGAAAUUUUCCGACAACUAAACCUCAAGUGCUAGCCAUCUCGCACGGUUUUGGGUGUCGAUGUUCUGCGCCGCUUUGGACGGUUCUUUUACUAAUUGCCGCAUUACUUUUCAAUGAAAUGAGUUGAUUACAAAAACGAUGCCUGAAGGGAAUCAUCAAGGCUGUGUGCGCGAAGAACACAUUUUAGUAUAAUCAUUUAACAAAUAUGCACCAUUCGUCGUAUUUGUUGUUCUUGUGGAUGAAAGACUGUAUGUAUUUCGGUCAAGUUUAUUUAUUUAAUCAAAUAUUCUGAGCUAUUUGAGUGGAGAGCUAUUCACUACUCCAUUUCUUCCUGUACCGACCUCUUCCGCCCAAACUCUUGGUAUUACCGUUGGGGACUGGGCAAGGGGAUGAGUACGCUCGAAUGAUUGGUUGAUAGGGAUUUUAAAAUAAUAGCUUUGGAUAUCGGUCCGCCAAAGAUAGUCACCAUAGAACUAGUUCAGUGAAGGUCUUCCCGCGCAAGUUCCCCCACGAUGCACUGCGGUUUUGGUUCGAACGGCCAGAUCAUAUCACCCUAUUAUAUGGCGUGUGCGUUGACUUAUUUGGUUCUUGUUGUCAGUAGCGAGUGACCCGAAUUGUGAUUGUGAGGACGGUGCUGUUUCCACUCGAGUGCACGUGAAAGUUCUGGUGACCUCUUAAACUAAGUAUACUGUAUGAUACUGUAUGAUAAAUAUAUGUUGCGUCAAACUUAGGGCUUAUCCUUACGAUUGUAAAAUAUCAGCUAGUAUUCGCCUUCAGCCUAAAUCAUUAAUCCUAUAGUAUUUAUACAUAUUUUAAUAUGUUUAAAAACACAACGAACAGUGAAUGA
Nematostella vectensis (starlet sea anemone) is the source of this 1714-nucleotide messenger RNA. RefSeq lists its product as uncharacterized. NCBI's taxonomy places the organism in Eukaryota, Metazoa, Cnidaria, Anthozoa, Actiniaria, Edwardsiidae. The transcript is spliced from 3 exons. The record is from RefSeq and is a predicted model, not a curated record. The coding region runs from base 461 to 994 and encodes 177 amino acids.